Owenia fusiformis is the source of this 1540-nucleotide messenger RNA. The record is from the annotation of a GenBank genome assembly. NCBI's taxonomy places the organism in Eukaryota, Metazoa, Annelida, Polychaeta, Sabellida, Oweniidae.
AGCACCACAAUGGCAUGUUGUCAAUGUGACAACAGCACCAUGAUGGCAUGUCGUCAAUGUGACAACAGCACCACGGUGGCAUGUCGUCAAUGUGACAACAGCACCAUGGUGGCAUGUCAUCAAUUUGACAACACCAUGGUGGCAUGUCCUCAAUGUGACAAAAGUACCAAGGGGAUAUGUCCUCAAUGCGACAAUAACAAUACCACAAGGGUGACAUGGCCUUUAAAUGAACUUUGUAAACAGUCAUACCUUAACCCUGUUCAACUGUCUAAUGGAGAUGACAAAACUCUCUAUCAUAACAUACACUGUCUAAAAUGCAACACUCUCGCAGAGUUUAAUAACGAUUUAAAUAAAUCACAUCUGUGUUCAAUGAAACUCCCGGAAAAGCAACCAAUGUACCGUUCAGAGGUUCAUUUCCAAGUCAAUCUUGAUCUUAACGAAGGGCUUGACAAUGUUAUUAUAAGAACCACAAGCUGGAAAGGCGUUUGGAAUAUUAACUUUCAACUACAAUGUGACCUUAAUAUGAGUUGUGAGGAACCAGACUGCAUUAACGCAAGCAUGCAAUGCACCCCAAUAAGCUGCCCAGUGGGCUAUAAGGCGUUGUCACAAGAAUGUGUCUUGGAUUGGAAUCUUGUCAAGGUUCAUCUAUUCUUUAACAAGCACCCUUCCUCAAGUCCCACUCUUCCAUUUCCUUAUAUGGCAAAGCUCCUUAUUACCCAAACAUAUAAGCCAGUUGGUUACAUUGUUAAACUUGAACAUAAAGUUGAAGCGAUUCAUCAAUUUAACAUUACAUUUAACGUUUUAUUCACUAGAAAUACAACCUGGGAACAGAUCGAUGCUGAAAUGGAUGAGGCAUUCGAAAAGCUACUGGACAAUGCUAACCAGAUGUUUGAACACAGUCCUAUCAUUCGAGUUGGAUAUGACUUACAUACAAAUCAAACAAGAGAGCCAAUAACUGAUAUAUUUCUUACAAGCCCAGAGCAAAGCACUGAAACUCUUACAAACAAACUCUAUCCUAGGCGUAAAGAUCCAAAUGAUGGACUUAAUGUGACACAUUUUGUUAAAUCCACUGGAAUGUCCUAUAGGUUUUCCAUGAAUAUAUGGGUUGUAUUUUGUAGCACACAAUGGUUCAUACUUCUUUAAAUAUUUACUUGGACAUGUACCAGUUUACAACAUAAAACAGGGGAACAGACCUUAAUUUCCAUGAAAUGUGCAAAUCUAUCCUACUACAUGUAUGUGGAGCCAUCUAUAUACACAUACGUUUAGUUUGAUGUAGACUGCUUAGCUUUAUAUAUAAAAUGGAUAGAUGGGGGGUAAUACUACAAAAAGUGUAGUCAUUUCAUUUUUAUAUGUCAUUUCAAUGUUGAAUAAUUUGAAUGAACAAGAUUGUGCAUCAUGCUACCAAACAUGAUCUUGGCCAUUCAAAUGGAGGAAUAUUCAUCUAAUGAGUGUGGAUUGCAUACUGUAAUACUUAAAAUGGACUUUUCACCUCAGUUGAUGUAUGUGGGGGCGUACUACAAAAGCUGGACUUUUCACCUCA